This is a messenger RNA of Oryctolagus cuniculus (rabbit), 1823 nucleotides long. The record is from RefSeq and is a predicted model, not a curated record. NCBI's taxonomy places the organism in Eukaryota, Metazoa, Chordata, Mammalia, Lagomorpha, Leporidae.
UCAUGUCUGAGGCCCACAUUCUCUAUCAGACAUUGUGAUGUCACAGAGGUACUCUCCAGGCUUACCAUACAUGGGCAGUGACAUGGGCCAAACUAAGUGCAUCCCACCAGAGUACAGAUAUAUGUCUGAUAUAUUGAUCGUCUGGUGUUUAGUCUGGCCUGAUAAACCCUAAAACAGGAUAACUAUUGUUCUUUGUCCUUUCCUAAUAUAUGUUCCUGUUGGUCUCCUAAGCAAAAGCUCUGCCCCUGUCACAGCAGUCCAUAUUCAGAAACGGAAAUCUCUUGCGGCGUUCUUAGAUCUAAAUGAACAUUGCUGCUUCAACCUCAGGGUUGGAAGAGCCUGUCUCCUUCCAAGUCACACAGACUUUAUGUUUUUAUAACCGUUCCUGUGUACAUAGUCUGGGCUCAGGAUGGUUGGGAGACUUGGAGACUCAUCGCCGGGAAGAUGUCUCUGGCACCAUCGUUUACCUGUGGCCUUGGUCCAGGGGUAACUUCAGCAACAAGGAGCUCACAGAAUUUGAAACAUUCUUCCAUUCGUACUACAGUAGAUACAUUAUGGAAAUUCACAACUUUGCCAGACAAUUGAAGUAUGAAUAUCCCUUUGUCUUGCAGUAUGAUGUAGGCUGUGAGCUGCACUCUGGGAAGGCAUCAGUAGGCUUCCUGCGGAAAGCUUAUCAAGGAACAGACCUCCUGAGCUUUCAAAACAAAUCGUGGGUGCCGUCUCCACAAGGUGGAAGUAGAGCCAAGGAUGUCUGCAGACUUCUUAAUCUGUUAGUAGGUCUCACAGAAACAGUGCACAGAAUCCUCAGUGACACCUGCCCACGUUUCCUUCUCGGUCUACUGGAUGCAGGAAAAGCAGAUAUCCAGCAGAAAGUGAAGCCUGAGGCCUGGCUGUCCAGCGGUCCCAGUCCUGGGCCUGGCCGUCUGCUGCUGGUGUGCCAUGUAUCUGGCUUCUACCCAAAGCCUGUGUGGGUGAUGUGGAUGCGAGGUGACCAGGAGCAGCCUCGUACCCAGCCACGUGACCUCCUUCCCAAUGCUGAUAGGACGUGGUAUCUCCGAGUAACCCUGGAUGUGGCAGCUGGGGAGGCGUCUGGCCUGUCUUGUCGAGUGAAGCACAGCAGUUUGGGAGACCAAGACAUUAUCCUCCACUGGGAUCAUCACAACCCCACUGGAUUCAUCUUCCUGGCAGUGAUAAUGCUCGUGGCUCUUCUGGCAGGUCUUGCAUUUUGGUUGAGGAAGUGCUGGAUACACCAUGGACCUCUGAGAACUCUUCUCCCUUUGCAGUGAGAACCCAGCAGCCUGGGCUCAGAACCAGAACACAACAUGGUGAUGGCGUCCAUCAGCUCUGCUUACGAUAAUUCACAUCAUCGUAUUUCUUUCUGCUUGGUGAUCAGUUGUCAAUACAAACUAGAUGCAAUUUCACAAGAUUUAUUGUUCUGACCUGGAUUCUGAGAUUUUAAAGUUCAUGUAUUUACUUUGAAUGGAACUGGGUCAUAGAGACGUCACCUCUUCAGAAAUUCAUAGAUCAUCACUGCCAUUUCAGUCAAAUGUGGCUUCCUCUCACAUGGUGAGUACAGUCUCACUCUGUACUGGUGAUACAGAGUGGUACAGUCUCACUCUGGACUUAAAUCCAGUCACAUCUACACUCUCCAUUGCACUAUGUUCUCCUUACACUCUAUCCUUUGUUGCAAUUAUUUAAGUCAUUUUCCCAUUGAAAUAAUUCAGAUUCUUGAGAGCAAAGUCCAUAGCUGUGUAUCCCCCUAGUGAAGUGUCUUGUUAACAUGUCACAUUUUCUCAAUAAAAGUUUGGACUGAAAUUUAUGCC